CCCUGCACUAGCGUCGGGUCGCUGCCAACACAGAAAACAACCUUGAAAUGGAAGUUGAAUGGAAGAGCCCUUGAUCAAGUGGAACAUCUAAAAAGAACCCUUGCACGAUUGAAUGGAUCCCACAGAUUUCGAGACCUCGAGUGAAAAGCAAAAUAAUCACUCAAUGCCCAAACACAACUUCUUCUAAGCGCCGUCGUGGACCAACCCAUUUUAUCAGAUCCAUACGAGGGGGCAUCACCGACAUCCAUGAUUUGGGCAUCAAUGCUCGAGGUACGGUCCAGUCUGUGUUUUUUUUUUUCUUCUCUUUCUCUCCAUCCACAGGGAAUCGACAAGGGCAUUGUUUGUGUUAGUCGAUGGGAACCACUGUUGAGACUUUUGACACGUUGGUAUGACUCUUAAAUUUUGGAGACUGUGCUACAUAUUGUGCGCGGUAUUUGUCUGUCGAUAGAAGAUGCAAUAAUGUUCAGACGGUCAGAUUUUGAUUCAUUCAUUCAGACUCGACGAGGCCUUGUCUGGCCUCGUAAUGCAAUGCAUGAGUUGUCAAACAUCAAACGAAUAAGACACUCGGUGAGAUGCAAAGCAACGCACAAAAGAGAGAAAACACAUGAUACGUUACAGGCUUGAAAUCGAGGUACUCGAAGGAUCAUGAGGGUACUGAUACCCAUUGUUCGGUACCGAGACGCAGACGCUGCUCAACGGCCCAUCAUCGUCAUCACGCAUUUGCGUAUUCCGCUCCUGCGAGGAAUCGAGUCGUCUGUCCUGCAGAGUCUGACGAAAAUGGGUUUUGUCGCGCGCGUGCCUAUCGCGAGGGCACACGUCUGAUGGCAUCAUCGUGUAGCAUUGGGGGAGCUGCAUCGCACAAACGGGCUAAACUUUCGCUUAUCGUUUUGGCAUUUCUAGCUGAAGUCGAUGAGUCUAGUAAGAUGAGCCUCGUGUCAUUUGUGUGUGGCUUGUGCUGCGAGUGUUGAUCCAACUGUCUUUCUGUCUGAUGAUACAGUGAGUGGCGUGUACGUUCAACAGACAGAAUGAGAUGAGGAAACUUCAGAUUUACCGUAUUGUAAAAUACGCACAGUAAUAAAGACUGAAACUGUCUAUAGCACACGUUAUAGUGUAACUCUAAAUUUGGAUCAUGACUGAGGCGAGAAUGACAUCCAUCAACCGUUUCCAUCCCGGAUCUGAGCGGAGACAGACACGGGCUGCCCCGCUUCCCCGUCUCAGCGCCCGGAGCCGCUGAAACUCAAAUCAUCAAUUCAUUGGCCCGUAAUUAAAUCAACAAAACAAAACAUUUCCUUACACAACACCAUGGCUCCAGAUCCAAAACCGCAAGGGCGCAAGCGCGGUAGGCCUGCAAACGCGUCCAAACAAGCCCCCAGCGCGUCGCAAGAUCGACCAGACGAGUACGAAGCCAAUGUCGAAGAAGCUGCGCGUCCGAAACAACGAGGACGACCAAAGAAAAAAGUGCAAGAAGAUGCACCCGAGGAAGCAGUAGUGCAGGCGGAGAAACCUAAGAAGAAGCGUGGUCGACCUUCACUUGAGGAUAAGAAUGCGGAAAAGACGACAGAAAAUGCAGCGCAACCGAAACGAAAACGCGGUCGCCCUUCGCUAGAGAAGAAUCAGGAUGAGCGAGAGGCUGAGCCAGAAAUGGUAGAGGAGACAGCCCAACCAAAGAGGAAGCGCGGGCGCCCAUCUCUCGAAAAGAAUCAGAAUGAGGAGCCUGAGGAGGAAGCAGAAGAUGCUGGAAAGCAAAAACGAAAGAAGAAGUCGAAGGAGAAACAGAUUGAAGAGCCGGAAGAGCAGCCAGAGGAGGAGCCCCAAUCACGAAAAAAGGGCCGCAAGGCAGCUCAACAACCUGAACCCGAGCCGGAAGAACCAGAGGCAGAACCAGCACCAGCACCCCGAAAGAGACGGCGACGUGAAGCGAAAGAGCCCGAGCCUGAACCUGAAGAAGAGGAGCAACCACGACGAAGUCCACAAAAUUCUCGGCGCGAUCUCGGCGAAGAUGCCAAUAACAAGGGCAGCAAGGCCGAAAAGUCCAAGAAGAAGAAGAAGGAUCGUGUAGCACAGGAAAACGCAGAAGAUCAACCUGAAGAAGCUCCCAAGAAGCGCGGUCGCCCAAAAGGGGGAAGACCAUCAACUGAGAACGCGGAUGAACCACAAGAAGAGCAACAAGAGACGAAUAAAAGGAAACGUCGUGGCAAAGAGAAAGACGGUGCACUCUCCGAUUCAGGCGAAUCUCUCGCCUCUCCGCCAAAGCCAUACAUUCACAUCGCUCCCUUCAAACGCACAAUCCGCUCCUCCAAAAUCGCCGCAGACUGGACCGGUCUAUCGGGCGCAUCACUUCCCACUACUAAAUCCAUCCUCAAACUCGCCCAACAACCUAUCCUGCAACGUAUGGCCCCAACAAACAACCGACGCACCUACGCCUCUGCAGCAUUACAUCUCGUCUACCGCCGCAUGGAACGUAAACUCGCCCGUGGUCUACCCUUCCCACCUGGGAAUUCAUCAAAGACUACAAAACGGCGCCUAGAUGCUGAUGGGGGUCGUGCGUUGGAGCUUGAUUUUGAAGCGGUGCUCGAUGGCAAGGCGGCGUUAGAGAGACAGCUUGUGCCCGGGAUGCAUGCAGUUGACUUGUUGAAGGCGGAGAAGGAGAGGAUGGAGAGAGAGCUUGAGAGAGAUUAUGAAGAGCUGAGGAACUUGGAGGCAAAUGCGAGGGCGCAGACAAGAGAGCGGAAGGAUUUGUUUCGAAAAGCUCAUGUUCUGGCACCGACAUCAAGGCCAGCCAGUAAGGAUCAGGAUACAACUUUUGUUACUGACACCAAAGAUGAGGGAAGUCUCAAGGACAUUGUCGAUACACCUCUUGAGCCUAUAGCCCUGCAACUAGCAGACCACGUCGAAAGCAUCCGUGGUAACCUCCAACAAGCUGAUGGGCUCACACCACAACUGAGUCGGACAAAAGCUGCUUUACAGGAUGUGUUGCAGCGGUAUCUAGAUGAAGGAGCUUAUGAGCAGGUUGUCCUUGGAUAAGUGCUCUGUGCAAGACAUGAGAUGAUGAAAUAAGCUACUUGGGCUAUGCAUGAAUGGAUGAGCAAGGCGUUGGGAUUACGGUUUGGAUGAGUUUGCAUAAACGCAUGGCCUCAGCUGAGCGUCAGGGUGCAGGUACAGAUAAUACCCAGAAAUGGGGUUUUUUUAAAGCCAUUGUUAAGGGCAUUGCAUUCAUAUUUAUUGCUUAUGUUGUCUCACACCUACACAACUACAUCUUCAGCAGGAAGGAUAUGUGGUAUGAAAAGCAAGAUGUAUAUGUGUAUAAGACUCAAUGAGACAGGAAGCGGUCUAUGGAACCGACAUUCCAGAUAAGCAUAACCCAAGUCUAUCUAUCUACAAGCGCUUCAAUAUACCAACCCCAUCCGUGCUACAGUCAAAAGGAAACAAGACCAAGUAACCCGAGAGGGUAUUUGUUGAGUGGACCAGAUAAGACGAAAGUUCAUGAUUCUCAUUGAAUUGAUUUUGAAGAAGGAAGCAGCAAAAAAAGUAAAUUGUCAUACAUCCAGGAGAGUAGUUGACCUAUACAAAGAUAUUCCCCCUUCCACUAGAUGCCUAACCAAGAAGUGACCAAAUGGUGAGUAAUGUACAGAUGAGACUUCAUGAGUUGUCUCAAGACAUUUAUCGGAGACGGCGAGAGAAGCCAGUGGGCUUAGCGUAGCCACCGGUGGCAGUGUUGUUGACGGGGUAAGGGACAACGGUGACGGUAGCCUCGAGGGUGGUGGUGGUGUCGCAGAACUCCUCGUCAUCGUCGUCCUCAGAGUCAUCAUCCUCGGAGUCAUCACCACCAACAGCCUUGUCGGUGACGGUGGCAUCAUCAGAGCUGCCGGUCUUGCUGGCCUCAGGGACAACAGUGACGUAGACAGUGGAGGCAGGGGCGGUGACAGUGACGGUCUCAGGGACACACUCGCCGUUACCGUUGCCGGAGCCGGAGCCACCGUUGUUGGAUCCGUUGCCGGAACCGUUGCCAGUACCCUUGGAGCCCUCCUCCUCACUCUUGCCGGUGCUGUAGCCGUUGUCACCGCCGGAAGCGGGGUUGGUCUCACCGACGCGCUCAAUGGUCUUGGUGACAGUGCCAGUCUUGGUCUUGGUGGUGGUAGUGGUGGUAUCAUCCUCGGGGGUGCCGUUACCCUUGGAGCCGUCGUCGGUGACCUCAGGGCCAGCAGGGACGGUGAUGGUGGUCUGGAGAGUCUUGUGGAUGGUGGUGGUGAUGGUCUCGUCACCCUGGGUAAGAGUGACAACCUGCUCAGUGGUGUAGUCGGAAACGACGGUCUUGUCGCCCUCCUUAGGAGGGGGGUAAGCACCGCCAGUGGUCAUGGGGACGGAAGCGGUAUAAGGGGCAGUGAGGGUCUUGCCAGUAACACCACCAGUCUCAGCGUCGUGGAGGACGGAGGUGUAGAUAGAGCUGGCGUCAGCGACGGGGCAGACAACCUCAGUGAGGAUGACGGUGUUGGUCUCAACGUAGGUGACCUUGUCGGACUCGGGGAGCUGAGCAAUGGCAGUGUGGUCACGAGCAGGGCAGUUGGUGACGGUAGGAGCGCAGCUGGUGAUGGUCUCGACGACAGUGGUCUUGACGGUCAGUGUGGUCUGGGUGUCGGUACCAUUGUCGCGGCGGUAGUGGGCGUGAUGGGGGAAGUUGUAGGCGUUGGCCACGGCGGCAAGCAUGCCGAUGGAAGCGACGACGGACUUCAUUUUGAAGAUUGAGGUGGUUUGGGUGUGAUUUGGUUAAGUGGUUUGUUUUUGCGGUAGCUUCAGAUUUGUCUAUGACAACGGUUUGCGAUGCGAUUCAAAUGGCCGUAGAAGUCAAUUCCACAGUCAGGCAGCGAGCAAGACACAGUUUUGCUUCACUAAAAGAAAGGAUAGAGUUGGAACGUGAGAAACGCUGGUUGCUGUAAUGCUGGAAGGAUCGUAAUGGCAGAAGCCGGAAAUGAAUGGAAAGUCACGAUAGAGACUGAACGAGUGUGGUGGUUGUGAUAGACAAGACUGAAAAGCCGGAUUUGAGGUGAGGCAGGAAGCGUUAGAUAUUAAGAGAAACCAGAGUCGGGGGCGUAGUACCAACUGGGCUGGAACGCCUCUUUUUAGCUCAAUGUCUCU
Messenger RNA from Fusarium odoratissimum NRRL 54006, 5133 nucleotides. RefSeq lists its product as uncharacterized. The record is from RefSeq and is a predicted model, not a curated record. The transcript has 3 exons. Gene Ontology annotation, molecular function: DNA binding. NCBI's taxonomy places the organism in Eukaryota, Fungi, Ascomycota, Sordariomycetes, Hypocreales, Nectriaceae. Bases 1303 to 3024 code for a protein of 573 amino acids.